Messenger RNA from Cuscuta europaea, 3425 nucleotides. Lineage: Eukaryota; Viridiplantae; Streptophyta; Magnoliopsida; Solanales; Convolvulaceae. The record is from the annotation of a GenBank genome assembly.
UCCAAUUCAAACAUUUUCUUUAAUGAAACUUCCCUUCAAGCAAACCAGAAAUAACACAUAACGCCAUUUUCUCUGUCCCCCCUCUCCCUCUCUGCACGGAAAACUCAUAGCUCCAUUAAUGCCCGCCUCACAUUUCUGUGUUUUCAAACUACUUCCUCUCUCUAAGCUACUCUCUAUUUCUUCUCUCUUCCCUCGAUACAACUCCUCUCUCUCCAUUUGUCCUUCAUUGAUGGAUCGAUGAGCUUAGAAGUGAAUGCAGGCUAUGGUUCUCGAGGCGCAACAGUGCUCUAGUCCGUGAUUUCCGAUCUCUGCCGUUCGUUAGUGUGCUUUCUGAAAUGGAGGACCCUCCUCGUCCCAGAAAGUUCAAACGAGCUUCAGUUUCCUUUGAAGGAAGCAUAAAGGUCCAAGAAAAGAUCACAGCUCCAAAGCCCACACAUAAUUCUGUCUGUCGUUAUGAUUCAACUGCUAAUGAAGAUAUGUUCAUGAUUGAGUUGGGGGAGAGUGCAUCUGAAGGAGAUAUAGUGAAGCCAGUCAAGAAUUUAAUUGCAAAGGAGAUGUUAAUUCAAGUUGAACCAAAAAGAAAGGAACCAAGUGUCGUUGCCAGAUUGAUGGGUCUUGAUGAUAUACCUUCUCCACAACAAUUUACUAGACAGCAAAGGAGGCCCCCAGAGAGUUUCACACAGAGGAAAGAACAAAGAGAGGCCCCAAGGACUAUGCAGAUGUUUGUGGACCAAGCACAUAGAAGGAACUAUACGGAGCAUCAUCAAGUCAAUGAUCUGAAUGAGGAUUUGGAAGCUUCUUAUAUUUCUACUCGGCGCUAUUCAUCAAGAUGGAAUACAAAGCCUGAACAUAACACGCACAUGCCUGAGAUGGCGGUCAUUCAGCAUAAAUAUUUAGAAGCAGCACAACUCUCUGCUGAUGAGAAACUUCAGAAUUCCAAAGUAUUUCUUGACGCAUCUAAUGAACUUGAAUUUAAUGAUAAAUUACUGCUAAAAUGUCGCCCGCAACACGAUUCCAUAUUUUCAAAGCAUUUUCUUGAUAAACAAGUUGACACUUCUAGUUCUAUGUAUAGUCGCAUAGCUGUUCUAAAACCAGCAACUUCUGCAAAUAGCCAAGGCACUUCAAUACUUGGGAAACCAGGGAGACGUGGUUCAGGCCAUCAUGAUAUGAAUUUACCAAGGAGAAGAGAUAAUGCUCACUUGCUCCAUUUGCAGCAUCCUCAUGGAGGUCACAGUUCUUUCAAGUCGCCUAAGAUUCACGUUAAAGGGAAAAGUGAAAGAAUUUUUCCAACUAGAAUUGUGGUUCUGAAGCCCAACUGUGGGAAGACACACAGUGAUGUUACUUCUGCUCAAUAUCGCGCUGAAGAAAAGAAGCCUGGAAAGCGUCUAAGCUUUGGGGCAGGGAAAUCUGGGUCAGCGGAAAUAAAAAACUCUUCUAAAUAUGCACAUGAUUCAAGUUUUUAUUCAAAAGAAGCCAGAGAACUUGCCAAGCAGAUUACAACGCGCAUGAGAAAUAGUCAUGGACCUUCAGAUGUGCGAAAAGAUUCAAAUUUGGUAUAUUCUGACAUUAUAGGUUAUGCCACUGACGAGAUCUCACGUGAUGUGUAUGAAAGUGAUUCUUCCAACGAACUAGACAUGUUGAAACCGUGUUCGGGGAGUUUGUAUUGCAGAACUAACCGAUGCAAAUCUCUGUUAACUGGCACAAUUGAGUCAUCUGUGAGCAAGGAGGCUAAGCAGAGGUUAUCUGAAAGGUGGAAAAUGUCUCAAACUUGUCAGGACAUGGAAACAGCUAGCAGGGGAAGUACACUUGGUGAAAUGCUUUCCUUACCUAAUAGAGAAACAGAGUCUGAACGUUUAGAUGCCAUGGAGACCUUUGAUAGAAAAAUUGGGGGAAAGUGUACCGAUGCUUGGGAAUACCCUUUAGGUGUUAGCAGUAGGGAUGCUCGGAAAGAUGGUUACAUUUCUUCUAGGUCCAGAUCACUUUCUCCUCUUGGUAGCCAAAUUCAGGGAAUGAGUACACGGCAAGAAGUAAGUCCAAAUAGCCGAAACUUGAGGCUUAGAGUGCGUCUAAAUGGUUUAAGGUCCAUGGACCAUAGUAGAAAUAAGUCGUGGGAUGGAAGCCAAAGUCAAGUGGAGGAGGUUUCAUUUAGUGACAAAAGAUCUGGCCGGAAGAAACUACGUUCUUGUCACCGCAAAGGCACUGGUGCUAAUGAUACUUUCCAGGAAGCAAUAUUCUGCAAAAUGAUGAAUUCCACUACAGAGUGCAACCUGUCGGAGAAGCUGCAUUUGCCUUUAGCUAUGACAGUCAGCAAGAAUGCAACUUCUGUUGUUGAUUUAUCUACACAUACUGCAUAUACCGAUGAGGGUAAAGCUUCAGAGUCUUCUAUUGACCCAAUGCAGAAGUCAAUUUUAGAAAGCAAUGAUACUUUAUUUCCUGAACAAGAUGCGUCUUAUAUACAGGAAAGUUCAGUCCUCACAGUACCUUCGCAAUGUCAUCUACCUGAAUCAGAAUCAUCAGAAAGCUCCAGGGAUGGCCAUCCUAGUCCUGUUUCAGUUCUGGAGGGGCUCACUUUUACUGAGGAUUCCCUCUCUGGUUCUGAAUCCUUAGAGAUAGUCAGUGCCAAAAUAAAUGAUCUACGCAUGAAAAUUCAGCAACUGAAAAAGAAGUCCUCAUAUUGUGAUGCAGAUGCGGCUGCAGAUUACUUUAAUGAUUUUCCACAAUCUGAAAUGUUAAUUGUUGAAGAGGAGAAAUGCAUGGAGAUGUCCCCAAGCAGCUGGGAAUCUUCCUACAUAAGUGAUGUGCUGAUGGAUUCUGGUUUUAUGGAGACAGAACCUGAUGCCUUCAUUGCAACUUCCCACUAUCUAGAUUUCCCUCUCAGCCCCUCCACUUUUGAGAAUCUGGAGAAGAAGUACAGCUUCAAAGGAGGGACAUCUGUUGUUAUAUCAAGGCAUGCCAGGAGACUCUUAUUUGACCGAUUGAAUCUGGCUCUUUUGGAGAUUCUCCAGCAGUAUGUAGACCCCUGCCCUUGGUUGCAGAGAAGGGUUGUUGAUGAUUUGGGUUGCCAGAGACAACCCAAAGUCACCGAUGCUUUGCCUCGCUUGCUUGCGGACCAGGCUAGUUUGUCAAACAGUGAUACAUCUGAGCGGAUUCUAGAUCAGGAAAUGUGUUGGUUGGAUGUUAGAGUUGACAUCAACUUAAUUGGUAAGGAUGUUGAGAAAUCAAUUGUUGAUGAUCUGAUCACAGAAAUGUUAAUGCUGUAGAGAUUUUGAAUCAGGAAGUAGGUGGGAACAUGAAUCAAUUACAUAUAUGAUGAUGUUAGAUGGACAACAAUAAGUGCAUACAUCAUAGAAUGACAGAACUUCAUCAAUCCGAUGAAGUGUUUCACCUGGUACUAAACCAUCAUAGAAUGUUUGCUCAAACGUGCG